Didymosphaeria variabile is the source of this 8907-nucleotide messenger RNA. RefSeq lists its product as uncharacterized. Bases 1 to 8907 code for a protein of 2968 amino acids. NCBI's taxonomy places the organism in Eukaryota, Fungi, Ascomycota, Dothideomycetes, Pleosporales, Didymosphaeriaceae. The record is from RefSeq and is a predicted model, not a curated record. The transcript has 3 exons.
AUGCGCCAGUUUGCCACUAUAUCGUACUCGCCAUGGGCGAAUCCCUACACCACAGGCCCCAAUGCCGGGAAGAACAUCUAUGCCGCACCCGCCCAGCAGCCGGUGUUUCGGCGUGUAGUGCUUCCACCCGCUCCCAUAUUCUAUCAUCCGGGCGUCGAACAGGUCGUUGGAGAAGAUAGCGAUGACGAUGAUUCCGAAGAGGGACAAUCCGGUGUACCCCUUGAUAAUACCUUGAUAGAAGCUUCCGAGCCACCACCACCUCCUACAGCACCCGAACCGACACCCGCACAAGAGGAUGCUCCAGCGGAUCAAUCAGCAGAGCAACCACCGGCUUCCGAUCCACCAGCUGACCCGGCACCUGAACAAAGUGCAAGUACAGAAGAGACCGCCGCACAACCGGCGCCACCGGAAGCGGCAUCAAGUCCUGGAGAAGACAAUGUUGCUGGGGAUGCCAAACCCGAUGAUGUAAAGGUCGAACCGCCUGGAGAGGCUGUUCCGGCGAAGGAGGCCGAGGAUGUGACGCCGCCUGUCUCCGUUGAAGCCUCACCACCAACUGCAGACGAGCCUAGUCCGGCCGACGAUGCAAGUCCCAAGGUGGAUGCACCAUCCGAUGAUAAUCCGCCACCACCAUCUGAGCCUUCCGAACCUACGCCUGCCGCUCAAGAGGAAACCAAAACGAUCAAUGAAUCCGAUCAAGUCGUCCAAGUCCCCCCCAUCGACACAGCCCAAGAGCCUGCCGAAAAGAGUGGUGAGUGUGAGCAGGCUGCUCAAGAGCCCCCGAUGUCCCCAAGUACAAAGUCCGUUCACUUCUCCCCUGACGUUAAAGACCCAGACGCCGUUAGCAUUGGUAGCAAGAAGAAGGGUAUUGCCAAGAAGAUUGGCAAGGGCAAGGCCACUGGUUUCGUGCGCAUCAGAGAUCCCGUUCCAGUCCGACCGGCGUCGCCAAAGGAGGAGAAGAAACCUGCCAAAGAGGACAAGAAGAAAACUCUGAAGGACACCAAGAAAAAGGAGUCGUCAAGUGCCCCUAAAGAUGACAAGAAGCCUGUUGCAAAGGAGCUGCCAGCGCCACCGUCUUCGAAGAAGAAGCCCAGCAAAGCAGACGAACGAAAGAAGAAGAAGCACGACGACAAGGAAAAGAAGUCCAAGGGCAAGAAAACCAGGAAGAGCAGCGAUGCUUCUCACACUGAGGGCAGUCUUGCGGAUGACGGAGACGAAAAGGUUGAGGCACAGGAUAGCUCCGUGGCUGACUCAGCUGCAACGCCGUCGCCCGAGGAUUCUCAACAAGCAACGGACCCGCAGGAAGAAGCUACCACUGAUCCACCUGCUCAAGAGAAACCCGAGGAAAGCACCGAGGCUGCGGAGCAAAGUCUGCCGGAAACAAGCCCGCCGGAAGAAAGCAGCCAACCUGCAGAAGCAGGCUCAAUAGCAGAAGAAGAGCCGAUUGCAGAGGAGGUUGUAGCUGCAGAUGAAAGCACACCUGGAGAGGAGACUGCACUUGCAGAAGCGAGCGCUCCAGAAGAGGAGAGUGUCCCUGCAGAAGAGAGCACUCCGGUAGAGGAGAGUGCACCAGCAGAGGAGAGUGCACCAGCAGAGGAGAGUGCACCAGCAGAGGAGAGUGCACCAGCAGAGGAGAGUGCACCAGCAGAGGAGAGUGCACCAGCAGAGGAGAGUGCACCAGCAGAGGAGAGUGCACCAGCAGAGGAGAGUGCACCAGCAGAGGAGAGUGCACCAGCAGAGGAGAGUGCACCAGCAGAGGAGAGUGCACCAGCAGAGGAGAGUGCACCAGCAGAGGAGAGUGCACCAGCAGAGGAGAGUGCACCAGCAGAGGAGAGUGCACCAGCAGAGGAGAGUGCACCAGCAGAGGAGAGUGCACCAGCAGAGGAGAGUGCACCAGCAGAGGAGAGUGCACCAGCAGAGGAGAGUGCACCAGCAGAGGAGAGUGCACCAGCAGAGGAGAGUGCACCAGCAGAGGAGAGUGCACCAGCAGAGGAGAGUGCACCAGCAGAGGAGAGUGCACCAGCAGAGGAGAGUGCACCAGCAGAGGAGAGUGCACCAGCAGAGGAGAGUGCACCAGCAGAGGAGAGUGCACCAGCAGAGGAAGGUGCUUCUGCGCAAGACAGCACUCCGGCAGAGGAAAGUGCUUCUAUAGAGGAGACUGCUUCCGCAGAGGACAGCGCCCCAGCAGAAGAAAGCGCCCCAGCAGAGGAGGUUGCUUCUGUAGAAGAGAGUGCGCCUGUUGAUCAGGAUAUUGCAGACGACGGUGUUACUGCCGAUGAAGGAGCCACCGUAACCGUACCUGUAGAAGACAACCCGCCUACAGAACCCAGCCCGCCUGCAGAACCUAGCCCAUCUACAGACGAAAGUCCGCCUGUAGAAGAAAGCCAACCUACAGAAGACGCAUCUACAGAAGACGAUUUACCUACAGAGAACGACGCCCCCGUAGAAGUCAGCCCAUCUUCAGAAGAGAGUUCGCCUACAGAAGAGAGCACGCCUACCGAAAGUACUACGUCGGUAGAAGAAAGCCCGCCUACGGAAGAGAGCUCGCCUGCUGAAGAAAGCCGGCCUACAGAAGAAAGCUCGCCGCCGUCAGAAAGCCCAACAUCAGAAGAAAGCACGCCUGCAGAAGAUGAUGUACCUGUGGAAGGUAGUGUAGCGAUUGAGACCGAUGCACCUGCAGAAGGCAGUGUAGUGACCGAGGACGAUACCCCUUCAGAAGCAAACCCACCUGCAGAAGAGAAUGCACCUCCAGAAGACAAUGCACCUACAGAAGACGAUGCACCUGUAGAAGACGAAGCUCCUAUAGGAGGCAGUGUAGCGACAGAGGCUGAUGCAAGUGGAGAGCAGGACGCACCACCAGACAUUCCACCCGAAGAAAGCCUACCUGAUGGCCAAUCAUCUGACCUCCCCCUGGCUGAAGAGAGCCAGUCCGACCCUGAUACAACUUUGAAACCAUCUGAAGAAGGCACUCCUGAAGAAGAUCUUUCUGGUGAUAGCGAUGCUACAGAAACUCAGGCUGCAGAAGACCGAUCUGAGGUAACAACGCUUCAAGAGCGCGAACCUCAACAAAGUCAGCCGAUAGAGGUCGAGUCCGCAGAAAGCCAGCCUGAAGAACCGGCUGGCUCUGAAUCCGAAGACAAAGCAGUUGUAGAGCCUGAUGCACGGCAGCAGCCAACGCCUCCAGAUCAAGCCGAAGGCGCAAGCGGAAUCCCUUCAGAGGAAGCACAAGUUAGCUCGGAACCAGAAACCCUUGAGACUGAACCGGAGGUGACGAGCGACACGCCAGUUCAAUCCAUUGUUGAAGGUCCAGAGACACCCGAGGAGCCUAUCCAUGAUGUGACCGAGCAACUGGGUGCCGAAGCAUCAAAAUCUUCUCCAAGUGAGUCCGGAAACGAGGAUUCACAGGCUUCAAGUUGUAACGACGCAAGCGUCGAAGCAGAGGUUGUCACUCAAGCGGGUUCUGAGGUCAUGGACGCCACGCGAGAACAAAGUUCUGACGACGACAAGAACGGUGAGACCACCCCCGCCGCUGACGAUGAGUCAGCUGCAGAACAACACGUACCUGACGAGGACACCCGGUCAAAGGACCCUUCACCUACGACUACAGAAUCCUCACAUGAGGACGAAAAGGGUGCGCAGCCUGCUGUUGACGCAGAAUCACCAGUCACGGUGGAGCAGGACAACGAGGAAGACUCUGGAGACAGUGCCGCUGGCCCAAGCGAAAAUCCGGUCGUGAUGGAAGCUUCUUCCGCCGCCGAUGAUUUGCCACCGGGCAGUCAGAUCUCGACCGAGUCCGAAUCAGCAGUUGAAGAUGAAUCCCCCAAUGAGAGCCAGCCCAUUACCGAUACCGAGCAGACUGCAGCAAGUGUACCUCCAUCGGAAGAAGUCAGUGUUCUCGUAGUUGAUACAGAUACUGCGCCUGCAGUUGAAUCGGUUGAUCUGGAGCCUUCAACAGGGGACGAGCUCCCAGCAAACGAUGCGUCUGUUGUGGGAAGCGAACUUUCCGAUGAGAAACAUGCUUCAGAGGAAGCUGCAUCAGAAAUUUGUAGCGAGAGCGAGCCUGUGCUCCCGGAACAAACCACGACAGAAGACCAGCCUGCAGUACAAGAUCACCUAGUAACGGACCAUGAACCUGUUGUAGACAGCGAACCAAAUCCCCUCGAUGUUGCUAUAGUCGAGAAAAUCAUGAAGGCGCAUUCCGAGGCAUCAAGGCAGGAUGACGAGGAAAAAGACCUGGAUUCUUCUACAAGCGAACCGGAGGCCGUCCAGGGCGAAGGUUCAAGCGAGGGCAUUCAAGAAGACUCUACCGACGCGACCACUCUUGCUAGUGAUGCUGACGGUGGUAACGAGGAAUCUGUGUGUGCCAAUGACGCUCAAGAAGCCGAGACUGGAAUUGUAGAUGUGGCUGAUCACGUCGAUGCCGAAUAUCAACCAGACGAGAAAGACCAGCUUUCGACGAUGACCUCCCCUGACAUAGUUGAAUCCAAGGAUACGGUCGAUUCUGGUGACAGCACCAUGCCUCCGUCUGAAGUGAGCCAGGCGCCUAUCGAACAGUCGAUUGACAAACAUGCAACGGACGAUUCCAAUGCUGAAGAGGAUAAAACUGAAGCACCACUUGUAGAGACCGACUUUACACGGGACUCCUCGGAUCCAAAAGUGACCACGGACAUGCCCACUACUGAUGUUUCAACGGACUCUGAUCAGCCUGAUGAGGGUCAAAAGCAGACGGACGUUCCUCAUGACGAUUCAGCUGGUGAUGGUACACUAGAUGCUGAUCAGCCUGAAAUUCCCAGUGAAACAAUGAUCGUUGCGAAUGGAGAUGAGACGAAAGAUAAUGCUUCCGAGGACAAGGAAGCGAAAGACAGCAACCCCGAAGAGCAGGUUGACCCCGUCAAAGAAGACGACAAAGAAGCUACAGAUGAUGUGCCAAUUACUGUGCUCGCGACCCAAACAGCUCCUCAUGAUGAUAGCAGCGCAACUGAGCCCGAGGACGCUCAAAUUGAACGAGGCGAGCAAGACAGUGGUGGUGAUGGCGGGGAGGAGACGACCACUACCACAAUUCCUGGCAGCGAUAGCGAACUCUCAGCCACCGGAAUAACCGCUGAAGCCGAGAAUACACCGGUCGCCCAGGAAGAGGCUAGCAAGCAUGCUGAAGCUGCUGUGGAUUCCAGCCAUGGGUCGAAUACUGAUGCGUCUAUAGCUGUCCAAGAAGAGGAUAGCGCCGUUGUGUCCGAUCUGCAGGUCCCCUCCGACGCACCCGCAAAUGACGAUUCAGUGCAGGAGGAAUCGAGCCCGAUAGCUGCGAGUGAAGAGCCGGAAAAGACCCUUGAGACACCUGCGCUCGCCACUGGCGGCAACGUGAGCGACGUCGUAGAUGAGCCGGCGGGCAACGGCCCCGGGCAGAGUCAUGUUCCAUCCUCGGAUUCCGAAUCGUCGCAACCUGAAGUACCUGCCGCAGCGGCUCCAGAGGGUGACAACAAUGAGAUAAGUAACGAUGCGAAUACUGACGCGGCCGAUGAGAUGGACCCGGACACCAACUCUGAGCAUCUUAGCGAUCCUGUCACGACCGUUGACGAUCCUACGGUUUUGCAAGAGCCUGUCGAGGCUCAUGUGACUGAGGAUUUGCAAGAGAGUUCAGAUGUCGACAGGUCGAUCCCCGACGAACGGCAUGUGGACUCAAAGGAUGCAGCAUUGAUUGUCGAUCCUCCUUCUCCAGAAGGCUCUACAGCAGAAACAGAGGCGCAAACGAGCGACGAUCCCUCUCUGCCGGUUGAAGUAGAUGAAGUCACGACGGAGGCGUCUCCAGCGCCCGCUCCCGCCCUGGAACAGGGUCCUCAAGAUGAGACCGACGCUGGUGAUGCUUCGUCUGCUGCACAGCAAACCGAGCCACUGGUGAUCGGAGAGACGGCCAUGGAAGGGACCGAGGUCGCGCAAAUCGCAGAGGAUACGGUGGUCGAGCCAGCGUCUCAAGAUACCGAAACUGACACUCAUACCCAACCUGAUUCCGAAGAAGCUAGUGAUGAGAAGGAUCCCGCUUCAGAUGGUCCCAAGGAGAGCGAGCCCACCCCAGAACAAGAAACCAAUGAAGAGGUGGAGGAAGCCAUCGUUCCUGAGGAUCAGCAGCCUUCGGCGGAACCCAGUACUACACAGGAGCAGGAAAUCAACUCGCCGGAUGCUACUGCAGACUUGCCAGCCAACGACGGCGAAGCAGCAGCCAAAGAGCAGAAUGAAUCUGGCGAGCCCGUAGCGGAAAGCACAGGUGAAGUUGAAUCGCAAGAGGAACGUCCCAGUGGGCAGGCAGAGCAGCCAGGUGAAGCUGAUGCUGGUAAUUUGGAGCCCGACAGUGCUCAACCUACGUCAGAGCAACAAGAAGAACCGCCUAUUGAGCAGGCUGGAUCCGAACAACAAGAGCCAAGCCCCGUAGACGCACAGCCAAGCAAAGCCGGAUCACAGGAUUGCGCUGCUGAGGAAAAUGCACCGCCAGCUGAGGCAGAAGCAAGCACAGAACCUACCGCUGCCGAGGGUACUGCUGGGGAGGCGUUGUCCGAGAAGACCGAGUUGCCGCUUGACAAUGCUACUACAGAGCCUUCUGGCGAUCCGGAAUCUUCAGCGCCUACAGAAAAAGCACCCGACAACACGGAUCAGCAGGAGGUCGAAGGCAACAGCAAUGGAGCUACCGAUCCCCCGCCAGACCCGGUAUAUGCUGAUGCAGGCGACCAAACUCAAGAAGUCGCAAACAAUGAAUCCGAAAAUGCUUCACACACCCCACUCGAUGAAGAAAUGGAUGAGGUUCAACCCACUACACCUCCCGCGGAACUUGAAGACUCAUCCAUCAUAAUGGCUGCUGUAGAUGUAGGAGAUAACUCCAACGAGAAGGAAGCUGAGAAGGUCACUGAAGGAACUGAUCCUAAGGUUGCAGGAACCGCGGAAGAAGGAGCGGUAGCAGUUCAAGAACAAGCCAAAGAAAGUGUCGCAGGGGAGCCGGACCCGCAACAGCAGUCCAACACUCCUGCACUUGAUAUCAGCGAGGAAGCACCUGUCGAACAAGUACAGGAACCUGCAACGCAAUCGGUGACUGAAGAUCCUCCCCAUGUUGAGCCCAUGGCGGAGGAUGCCCCCGCAGAACGAUCUCUGGAGCAACCUGAAGCAGUUGAGGAGCCUGAAAGUACUCAAGACACAGGUCUGCCCACAACCAAGGAACUACUGGAUUCAACGGGUCCACUUGACGAUACGCAACCGCGAACGCCGCCGAACGAGUCAGCCGUGGUUGACGGGCCCACACCGGACACAACACCGAGAGAAAAACAUAGGCGUCGACACUCUCACGCACACCGUGACAGCAAACACUCACAUCGCAGACGCGAGAGCAACGUUAGCGCUAGUGAACGUCCCACGCUCAAUCCUAUAGCUUUGUUGGCUGCUACUAAGCUCGCUGCAUCUGCCAAGAACAAGCGAAGAGAUAGCAUGACUGACCGUGAGCACGGCAGGCACAAGGAGAAGAUGCGAGAAGCCGAGAAAGGGAGCAGCAGUAGCAAGGAAAGAUCACAUCGCGAGCACAAGUCACACAGACAUCACCGCGACAGGGGCGACGAUAGAGAAAGCAAGCGUCGCGCCGUCGAGGAGGCCGAAGCUGAAGCUGAGCGAAAGCAGCGUCGUGAAGCCCGACGUGCAGAGAAAGAAAGACUAGCCCAAGAGGAGGCGGCUAGAAAGGAACAAGAAGACGAAGAACGAAGACAGAAGCGUCGUGAGGAGCGUCGGGCCAGACGAGCGGAGGAAGAGCAAAUGCGUAAAGAGCAGGAGGAACGGCUUGCAAGAGAAGCUGGAGAAAGGCAUGCAAGGGAAGAAGAAGAAAGACGAAAUAGACACGAGAAGCGGCGGCAAAGGCAUGAGGCUGAGAAAGAAGCCAGGCGCUUGGAGCGUGAAAAGGCCGAACAGGAAGAAGAAGACCGAAGGCUGCGCCGCCAACGUCGCGAAAAGGAGAAGUUGACGCCUAAAAAAGCCGAGGUCCUGGAACCCGAACCUCGCGACGCGGCUCGCCGUGCUGCUGAAGAGGAAGAGGAGCCUGUUCCAGAAUCCCCUGUCACUCCACGUGCGGCUACGCGUAAGCACACGAGCGACCGCCGCCGAGACGCACCACCUCCCCCACGUAGAAACAGUUUGCUUGGGGGACUCUUUGGUCGAUCGAAAACAGAACCCGUCGUGCCUAACGCCAAGUCAAUCAAACCUGUAGCUCGCGUUCGUACCGACCCUGCAGAGUCACCACCAAGCCCUGUGGAGGCCUUGCGAAAGGAGAAGGAGGGUCGAGCCAGCAGCCAACAUUCCUCCAAUGAGAGUCGCGAAAGGGCGGAGCGGCCGCAUCGCAGUCGUCGCCAUUCACACGCGCACCGCCGGUUCAACUCCGCGGAAGAGGAAGCCGAGUAUCGUGCUCGAAAGGAGGAGCGGCGCAAGGCCAAAGGAUACAAGCCAGAAAUGUCGGGUGCUCGUGAUGGAGGCAUCUCACUGAAUGCAACUGUCGACGAUGCCCCGCUACCUGAGCCAGCAGAGGCAAUGGCACCUCCCCAACCUCACGAAGAUGUGGAAGAUCGUCCAAGAUCUCCAUUCCUCGACGACUCCGCGGCCGUUGUUGGCGUCGCAUCGACAUCUUCCGGUGAUCAUCGGGAACGUCGGCGAACUACCCGACGCGUUUCCAUCGUUGAGGAUGCGCGUCCUAAGAGUCGACGCAUGUCCACCACCGAAAAAGAAAGACCUUCAAGCAAACGGACGGAAAGCGAUAGACCGCGGACCAGGGGAGCAGGCGAAGAGCGUGCGAGACCGCGACGCAGCGAGACGGAACGGAGCAGGAGCAGCAAGAAGAAAGACGAUAAUGGUAUUAAGGGGUUCUUUGGAGGUUUGAAGAGGAUAGUGGCUUAG